Molecule: messenger RNA, 419 nt
Organism: Limulus polyphemus (Atlantic horseshoe crab)
Lineage: Eukaryota; Metazoa; Arthropoda; Merostomata; Xiphosura; Limulidae
Product: lysophosphatidylcholine acyltransferase-like
Exons: 4
Coding region: 102-383 (93 amino acids)
Source: RefSeq, a predicted model, not a curated record
CAACCAACGUGAACUUAAACUUAUUUUAACGUGUUUUUUUUUCUUUCAGCAGUUGCAGACCAAAUUGAUUGCAAAUGUUUUUGGGUAAAGUGACAAUAUAAAUGGCCUUUAGAACAUUAGAAGAGGCAACAUCUAUUUCUGCUGGAGUGUUUAAUCCUUUCAUUCACAAAUUGGAACUUGCAACUUAUGACAGAGUGAAGAUAGUGGUGAUGACUGUCACAGUUUUCCCUUUUCGACUCCUACUCCUCAUGAUCUUUCUCACAACUGCAUGGUUUCUUGCUGUGUUUGGUGUGUAUGGAAUGUCCUCUGAAGAAAUCAACAAAAAACCAAUGUCUGGAUGGAGAAAGUCCUGUAAAAAAAUUUGUUUUUCUUGGAUGACAUGAUUUGAACAAGAAGCAGUUUCUUUGUUGUACUAAAUA